AUGAACUUGAAUAUGGAAGCUAACACAAUAGACUCUGUGAUAGCCCAAAUCGAAUCGUUAUCAAAAGGAGCGGACAAAAACUUGGCUAAACUCAACGCCGCUUUGAAGCAGUCGGAGGAGUUGUUCAAAUCCGAUUCCGGUCGCCUGCUUCCGCUUCUCCACCAACUUGACCCCGCCAAAUACUCCCUCGGUUACCUCUACCUCCUGGAUGCAUGUGUGACAAAGGAGCGAUGUGGUGAAUUAGCUCUUUUGGUUUCCAGAUUCAUUGAUGCAUGCACAGGCAAUCAGAUCCGUUUAGCUGCUGAGAAAUUUAUAUCAGUUUGUAGAAGGUUUGAGGAUUAUGUAAUAUCUAUUCAAGCCCCGAUACGAGGUGUGGCCCCUAUGAUGACAGCUGUGAGAAAACUUCAAUCAUCCCCAGAACAACUGACGACUUUGCAUCCAGAUUUCCUUAAACUGUGUCUGCUGGCCAAGUGUUACAAAACUGGGCUCUCUCUUCUUGAAGACGACUUAUUCGAAAUUGAUCAGCCAAGAGACUUUUUCCUUUACUGUUAUUAUGGUGGGAUGAUUUGCAUUGGACAAAAGCAGUUUCGUAAAGCUUCGGAGCUACUCCACAAUGUUGUUACUGCACCCAUGACAAGCUUAAAUGCCAUAGCCCUUGAAGCAUACAAAAAGUACAUUCUGGUCUCGCUGAUUCACUCUGGACAGUUCUCUACCGGCCUUCCCAAGUAUGCUUCUUCAGUGGCUCAAAGGAGUAUGAAGAACUUAACUCAGGCAUAUCAAGAACUUGCUACUAGUUAUGCAACAGGAAAAAUUUCGGAGUUGGAGUCCAUCGUUCAAGCAAACAAAGAGAAGUUUGAAAGUGACAAUAAUCUUGGACUGGUAAAGCAAGUUGUCUCUUCUAUGUAUAAGCGCAACAUUCAGAGAUUGACUCAAACAUACUUGACUCUGUCUCUCCAAGACAUUGCUAGCAGUGUCAACUUGAAGAGCUCUAAGGAGGCUGAAAUGAAUGUGCUUCAAAUGAUACAAGAUGGUGAGAUAUAUGCAACGAUCAAUCAAAAGGAUGGAAUGGUUAGAUUCUUGGAGGAUCCAGAGCAGUACAAAACCUGUCAGAUGAUUGAACACAUUGAUUCGUCAAUUCGAAGAAUAAUGGGCUUGUCAAAGAAGCUGACUGCAAUGGAUGAGCAAAUGUCCUGUGAUCCUAUGUACCUUGGGAGGGUUGGUAGAGAAAGACACAGAUUCGACUUUGAUGAUUUCGAAGUGAUCAAAAAGGCUAAAGCACAGCAACUCUCUGGGCAAAAUUCCAUGUUCAUGGAAGCAACAGAAGGAGCCAUGCAAUCGAUCCAAGCGGACCUCCGGUCCAACGAUGCCCUCCGCCAAUCCAGCGCCCUUCUCCAAGCUCUCCAGCAAUCCGCCGCCGGCAGGGACAUUUCCGUCCUCGCCAAAUCAGCCGUCGAGGAGAUCGUCGCUUCCCCAGCCUCCGCCAUCUCCAAAAAGCUUGCAUUCGACCUAAUUCGCUCCACCCGCCUCACUGCUGACCUGUGGGAGACUGUCUGCACCGGAAUCCGCACCGAUCUCGACUUCCCCGACCCUGACGUCACCGCCGCCGCCGUGUCCAUCCUUGCCGCCAUCCCCUCCUACCGCCUCGGCAAGCUCAUCACCGAUUGCAACAAGGAGAUUUCCAGCUGCUUCGACUCCACCAGUGACAACCUCCGCUUUGCCAUCACCGAAACCCUUGGCUGCAUCCUCGCUCGUGAUGAUCUCGUCACUCUCUGCGAAAACAACAUCAACUUGUUGGAUCGGGUCUCCGACUGGUGGGUACGGAUCGGGAGGAACAUGCUCGACAAAUCGGACGCCGUCUCCAAAGUAGCAUUUGAAUCCGUGGGGAGACUCUUUCAGGAAUUCGAAUCCAAGCGGAUGAGUAGGCUAGCUGGGGAUAAACUCGUGGACAGCGAAAACUCAGUGGCCAUUCGGUCCAAUUGGGUUUCAUCCAUGGUGGAAUUUGUCUGGAAGAAGCGUAAUGCCUUAAUGGCAAGGUCAUUAAUUUUGCCCGUGGAGAGCUUCAGGGCCACAGUUUACCCGCUCGUGUAUGCAGUUAAAGCGGUGGCUUCUGGCUCGUUACAAGUGAUCAAGAAGCUUUCCAAAAGUGGAAAUAAUGCACCUGGGGAUUUGGAUUCUGGAAAUAAUGCAGAGAGGUUUGUGGGAGUUUCGGAUGUGGUGUCGCAUUUGGCGCCAUUCUUGGCUUCGUCCUUGGAGCCGGCAUUGAUUUAUGAGGUGGGAAUUAACAUGUUGUACUUGGCUGAUGUUCCGGGAGGCAAGCCUGAGUGGGCUUCCACUUCUACCAUUGCGAUUCUAACCCUGUGGGAUAGGCAAGAGUUUUCUUCUGCUAGGGAAAGCAUUGUCAGAGCUGUGGUUACUAAUCUGCAUCUGCUUGACCUGAGUAUGCAGGUCUCUUUAUUUAAGAGGCUACUUCUCAUGGUCAGAAACUUGAGAGCAGAAUCUGAUCGUAUGCAUGCUUUGGCAUGCAUCUGCAGGACUGCUCUUUGUGUUGAUCUUUUCGCAAAGGAAAGUGUUCGACGAGGUCAAAAACCUCUUCCAGGAACCGAUAUUGCGUCACUUUUUGAAGAUGCAAGAAUAAGGGAUGACCUUAAUAGUGUCGUAAGUAAAAGUUUAUUUAGAGAAGAACUGGUUGCCAUGUUGGUCGAGAGUUGCUUUCAGUUGUCUUUACCAUUGCCUGAACAGAAGAAUUCAGGCAUGGAAAGCAGAGUUAUUGGGGCUUUAGCUUAUGGAACUGGUUAUGGUGCAUUAAAUUGGACUGAACCAGCUUUGGAAGUUGUUGAAGUGUGUAGGCCUUGUAUAAGAUGGGAUUGUGAAGGACGAACAUAUGCAAUUGAUUGUUACUUGAAGUUGUUGGUUAGACUUUGCCAUAUCUAUGAUACUAGAGGAGGAGUUAAAAGAGUCAAAGAUGGAGCAUCUCAGGACCAAAUUCUCAAUGAGACACGGUUACAAAACUUGCAACGGGAACUUGUCAGAGAUCUUCGUGAGGUAAAUACCCCGAGAGUGUUGGCCCGUGUUAUUUGGGCGAUUUCAGAGCACAUAGAUCUUGAAGGUUUGGAUCCACUUUUGGCUGAUGAUCCAGAGGAUCAACUAAACAUUAUUAUAUCCAAUAUUCAUAAAGUACUGUUCAACAUGGAUUCAUCUGCAAACACAACAAAUCGGCUUCAAGAUGUUCAAGCAGUUCUUUUAUGUGCUCAAAGAUUAGGAUCACGGAAUGCCAGGGCUGGACAAUUGAUAAUUAAAGAGCUUGAAGAGUUCAGGACCAAUACUUUAGCCGAUUCUGUUAAUAAACAUCAAUCCCGCUUGAUAUUGCAGAGGAUUAGAUAUGUUUUAAGUCACCCAGAUGACAAGUGGGCAGGUGUUAGCGAAGCCAGUGGAGAUUAUCCAUUUAGUCAUCACAAAUUGACAGUUCAAUUUUAUGAAGCAUCAGCUGCUCAGGACCGGAAAUUGGAAGGACUUGUUCACAAGGCUAUUUUGGAGCUUUGGAGGCCCGAUCCUAAUGAAUUGACUCUAUUGUUGUCUAAAGGAGUUGGUUCUACUUUACUCAAAGUGCCUCCGAGGGCAUAUACUCUGACUGGCAGCAGUGAUCCUUGUUAUGUGGAAGCGUAUCAUUUGUCAGAUCCAAAUGACGGAAGGAUAACUCUGCAUUUAAAGGUUUUAAAUUUGACAGAAAUUGAACUGAAUCGAGUGGACAUUAGAGUUGGCCUAUCAGGUGGACUGUAUUUUAUGGAUGGAUCUCCUCAAGCAGUCCGACAGUUACGUGAUCUUAAUUCACAGGAGCCGGUGCUAAGCAGUGUAACUGUAGGUGUUUCCCAUUUUGAGCAAUGUGCCCUCUGGGUUCAAGUCUUAUACUACCCAUUCUUCGGCAGUGGUGCGCUGGCUGAUUAUGAAGGGGAUUACAGUGAAGACGAUCCGCAAAUCGUUAGGCAAAAGAGAAGUCUACGGCCUGAAUUAGGAGAUCCUGUUAUUUUGAGAUGUCAACCCUACAGGAUUCCCCUGACAGAGCUGCUAUUGCCACAUAAAAUUUCUCCAGUUGAAUAUUUCCGGUUAUGGCCUAGUUUGCCUGCUAUUGUGGAGUAUACUGGUACAUACACAUACGAAGGUAGUGGAUUUAAGGCAACAGCUGCACAGCAGUACGGGGAGUCUCCUUUCCUCAGUGGUCUGAAAUCUCUAUCUUCAAAGCCUUUCCAUAGAGUGUGCUCGCACAUCAUUCGGACUGUUGCAGGAUUUCAGCUCUGCUUUGCUGCAAAAACCUGGUAUGGAGGCUUUGUCGGUAUGAUGAUCUUUGGUGCUAGUGAGGUAAGCAGAAACGUGGACCUGGGUGAUGAGACAACCACAAUGAUAUGCAAAUUUGUUGUCCGAGCUUCAGAUUCAUCAAUUACAAAAGAGAUUGGCUCAGAUCUUCAAGGAUGGAUGGAUGACCUUACAGAUGGGGGAGUCGAGUACAUGCCUGAAGAUGAGGUGAAGGUAGCAGCUGCAGAGAGACUGAGAAUCUCAAUGGAGCGGAUUGCUUUAUUAAAGGCAGCACGGCCUCGUCCAAAAUCUCCCAAGUCUGAUGAUGAGGAAGAGCAAGAAAGUGAGGUGGAGAAAGAAAAUGAGAAAGAAGAUGAGGAGAAAACUGGGGAGGAAGGAGGCAAGAAGACAAAGGGUCCAACAACAUUGUUUAAAUUAACACCAGAGGAAGUGGAGCAUCGGGCAUUACAAGUGGCUGUAAUACAGGAAUGGCAUAUGCUAAGCAAGGAGAAGUCUGCGAAAGUUAAUUGA
Oldenlandia corymbosa var. corymbosa is the source of this 4818-nucleotide messenger RNA. The record is from the annotation of a GenBank genome assembly. NCBI's taxonomy places the organism in Eukaryota, Viridiplantae, Streptophyta, Magnoliopsida, Gentianales, Rubiaceae.